Molecule: messenger RNA, 1230 nt
Organism: Setaria italica (foxtail millet)
Lineage: Eukaryota; Viridiplantae; Streptophyta; Magnoliopsida; Poales; Poaceae
Product: wall-associated receptor kinase 3-like
Exons: 3
Coding region: 1-1230 (409 amino acids)
Biological process (GO): cell surface receptor signaling pathway; protein phosphorylation
Cellular component (GO): plasma membrane
Molecular function (GO): protein serine/threonine kinase activity; ATP binding
Source: RefSeq, a predicted model, not a curated record
AUGGAAAAGGGGAAAAAAACUGAAAGGGCUAAGCUGGAUUACAAUCAAAUUAGCAGGCUAGCUGGUAAUUACCUGUCUGGAGCCUACCUGUUCCACCAGAAGAGGAGCCUUGCCGCUGUGAAGAAGAGGUACUUCAAGCAGCACGGAGGCCUCUUGCUGUUGGAGGAAAUGAAAUCAAAACAGGGGAUUUCCUUCACUUUGUUCACCAAAGCAGAGCUUGAAGAGGCAACUGAUAAUUUCAACGAGCGAAAUGUGCUGGGCAAGGGAGGGAAUGGCACCAGAGGGAAUGGCACCGUGUACAGAGGAACUCUAAAAGAUAACAGAUCGGCAGCGAUAAAGAAGUGCAAGAUGAUCAGCGAGAGGCAGGAGAAGGAGUUCGGGAAGGAGAUGCUCAUCCUGUCCCAGAUCAACCACAGGAACGUCGUCAAGUUCUAUGGCUGCUGCCUUGAGGUGGAGGUGCCCAUGCUCGUCUACGAGUUCAUCCCCAACGGCACCCUGUACCAGCUCAUCCAUGGCCGGCAUCACCACGGGCCGCGCGUCUCCUUCGCGACGCGCCUGAAGAUCGCGCACGAGGCCGCGGAAGCACUCGCCUACCUGCACUCCUGGGCCUCGCCGCCGAUCAUCCACGGCGACGUGAAAUCGGCAAACAUACUCAUCGACGACAACUACACCGUCAGAGUCUCAGAUUUUGGAGCCUCGACUUUGGCUCCGACGGACGAGGCCCAGUUUGUGACAUUUGUCCAGGGGACCUACGGCUACCUGGACCCAGAGUACAUGCAGACCUCCAAGCUGACGAGCAAGAGCGACGUGUACAGCUUCGGCGUCGUCAUCCUGGAGCUGCUGACGUGCAGGAAGGCGACGAACCUUCAGGCAAUCGAUGAGGAAAUAAACCUCUCGGCACAUUUCCUCCUGGCCAUGAGCGAGAACAGGCUUGGCGAGAUACUGGACGAACAGAUCAAAGGCGAAGAGAGCAUCGAGCUGAUCGAGCAGGUGGCCGAGCUGGCGAGGCGAUGCUUGGAGAUAGCUAGCGAGCAGAGACCGCCGAUGCGGGAGGUUGCAGAUGAGCUUGAGAGGUUUAGGAACCUGUCGCAGCAUCCAUGGGGGCAGGAGACUUCCGACGAGGGAGCUAUGCUCGUUGGAUCACCAAACGCUUGCUUCGAAAUCGAGCUUAGCAACGGGUAUGUCAGCAUGACUGAUUCAGCAUACUUGGGAAUUCAGUCUCCACGAUAA